GGGCCGCGCGUGCGGGACGGCGGCGCGAUGGCGCGAGGCGGCUGUGCCGCUAUUUAGGGGCAGGGGCCGCGGGGCACGGGCGGCGGCGCCGGAAAUUCUGUGCAGCAUGUUUUCUAGGUGGAACUGGGUGGCCUGUGGCUUCUAUCUGGUGUUGAAUAUUUGUUCUCCUGACGCUUCAGGUGGACUCGUGCAGUCAUGUGGUCACAUCAUCCCGGAGUCACCUGUCCUGGCCCUUGGUUCCAAUUUCACAGCAUUAUGCAUUCUGAAUGAGAGUUGUCUUGACUUUGGCAAUAUCUAUGCCAGUCAGAUUAUCUGGAAGAUUAAAAAUAGACUGGUACCUAAAGAACAGUAUCGUGAAAUAAACAGAACAGUUUCCAGUGUCACAUUCAAUGACACUUCUUCACUAGCUACUCCUCUGACGUGCAACAUUUUAGCAGAUGGACAGAUUGAACAGAACAUUUAUGGAAUUACAGUUACAGUAGGCUUGGCUCCAGAGAAGCCCAAGAACUUAAGUUGCAUUGUGCAUCAGGUAUCAAGAUUCACAUACGUUAUGACUUGUACCUGGAACCCUGGAAGGCAUACAUUCCUGGAUACUCAGUUCAGGUUGAAAUACCGCUGGCCAGAAGCGGUCUUUCCUGACUGUAUCCCAAAAGAUGUUAACAAUUCUUGCACCGUUAAUGAUAUUCAGUUCUUUGUUAAUACGGAGAUCUGGGUGGAAGCUACAAAUGCACUUGGGAAGGCUGAAUCUGAUCGUCUUGUUGUGGAUCCCAUUGACAUUGUUAAACCACUGUCUCCACAAAAUGUAUCAAUCACCUCAGGAUUACUACCUACUGUUCUGCAGCUUAGCUGGGAGAAUUGGAUUUCAGACGCUGUGAUGACACUGAAAUUCAAUAUUCGCUACAGAAUUGCUGGUGACACAAACUGGAUGGAGGUUCCUCCUGAAGAUACAGCUUCCCCAAGAACUUCAUUCAGUAUUCAGGGUCUCAGACCCUACACUGAGUAUGUAUUUUCCAUUCGUUGCAUGAAGGAAGAUGGAGCAGGCUACUGGAGUGACUGGAGUGAAGACAAGACUGGGGUUACCAUUGAAGAUCAGCCAUCUAAAGGACCACCCAUAUGGAGGAUCAUUGAUACAUCUCAGUCACCAGCCUGCUGGACUGUGCAUCUAAUAUGGAAGGCACUGAAGCCAUAUGAAGCCAAUGGAGUAAUCUUACAAUAUGAAUUGACUGUCAGAGAUAAAUCAUCUCUUUCCAGUCCAGUGAAGAAAUACAAUGUUACUGGCACCAACCAUACCUUACAGCUGCGAGAAGGAACUUACGAAGUGACCCUGAUUGCCCGUAACAGUGUUGGGCCGUCUCCUCCUUCAGUUUUACUUAUCCCAGCAAGUAAUUCAAAAGCUCCUGUGAAGAAUCUUAGAACAUUACCUAAACAUGACAAGUUGUGGGUAGGAUGGACUGCUCCUAACAAUUAUGUUCUUAAAUAUGUGAUCGAAUGGUGUCUGGUGUCCAGCAGCUCGGACUGCACCAUAGAAUGGCAGAUUGCACAAGGAGAUGUUCAAGGAAUUGACUUAAAAGGUAUAAAGCCUUUCAAGUGUUACUUGAUAACUGUGUACCCUCUGUAUGCUGAUGGUCAGGGAAGUGGGCAGUCUGUGAAGGCUUAUCUUAAGCAAGAUCGCCCUUCAAAAGGACCUACAGUUCAGACAAAAAAAGUAGGAAAAGCUGAAGCUGUUUUGACAUGGAACCAUCUCACAGUUGAGGAACAAAAUGGAUUUAUCCGAAAUUACACCAUACUUUACAAAACUAUUGAUGGAAAUGAAACAGUUGUGACAGUGGAUCCUUCCAAGACAGAGUACACCCUUUCCUCUCUAACCAGUGACACACUGUAUACUGUGCGGAUGAUGGCAUCCACAGAUAAUGGAAGCAGGACUGGUCCUGAUUUCACAUUUACUACACAAAAAUUUGGAAAAGGAGAAAUUGAAGCCAUAGUUGUACCUGUGUGUCUAGCAUUCCUGUUGAUUGUGCUCCUUGGAGUUCUGUUUUGCUUCAACAAACGUGACCUAAUUAAGAAACAUAUCUGGCCUAUAGUACCUGAUCCAUCCAAAAGUAACAUUGCUCAGUGGUCUCCUCAAGUUCCAGCUAAGCAUAACAUCAGUUCCAAAGAUCAGAUGUACCCAGAAGGCAGCUUUACAGAUGUAAGCGUUGUAGAAAUAGAAGCUGAUGACAAGAAGUCUUUUUCAGAUCAAGAUCUAAAACCCUUUGACUUGCUUAAAAAAGAGAAAAGUACUUCAGAAGGACACAGCAGUGGUAUUGGAGGAUCCUCGUGCAUGUCUUCUCCUAGGCAAAGUGUCUCUGACAGCGACGAAGGUGAAACAACACAGAACACUUCAAGCACUGUACAGUAUUCAACUGUGGUGCUUAAUGGCUACAGAGACCAGACACCUGUGCAAGUCUUUUCAAGGUCUGAGUCAACUCAGCCCCUGCUAGAUUCAGAAGAGAGAUCAGAGGAUCAUGCUGGAGGAGCUGACAGUACAGCACAGAGGCAGCAGUAUUUCAGACAAAAUGGUGGUCAGGAUGAAACCAACACAGACAGGCCAUGCUUUGAAAGAACAAAGCAGAUUACUCAUGCUAGUGAGGGAGAUCUUGUUGGAUUUGUUCAACUGCAGAUCUCAGGUCAGAGUUCACAGCCAUUGGGACUUGGGAUGGAAAAAAAUACCCAGGAAGCUGCUGUAUCAAAUGUUUUACAGACAUGUACUGAAGGACAAACUGUGAGACCUGAAACAGUGGAAGAAAAUCCACUUUCAGUUGAUGAAAUGCCAAAAAGUUAUCUCCCACAGACUGUGAGACAAGGGGGCUAUAUGCCUCAGUGAGAGAAAAGACUGGCUCUGUUUAGGCCUUCCUUAGUGCCUGUUCACAUUUUCCCCUGUGUUUCUGAUAAAGUAAGCUAGGUAUUUUUAUCUUACUGCAGAUAGAAAAACUGAAAUUAAGCAAAGAGAAAAAUACACAAAUUGACAAGAUACAAUAAGGACUGUUUUUAUGGAAAAUUUCCAGUCCAGACCUACUGGAGAUUUACUUUCAUGCACUACAUAAAACCUUACAUCUGGAUAGCUGAACAAGCCUUUGUGCUACAUUGGGCAUUUUGUAUCUCUUCAUAACAAAAUUUCACACGAUUGAAAAGGUCAAGUUUUAAAUAUCCACAUCAGCCAAUAGACCUCCCAGAAGAAACACUUUGAUGCGUGGCAGCCUAAAAAGCCAGCUCUAGUUGCACAGUGUAGCUUUGUGCAAAAGUAAGACUGAAGCUCAGUAUUCUGAUGUGGAAGAAUACUUGUGUGAUACACCUUUCAGUGACUUAAUUGACUUACUGAAUUGUGACUUGGCCCAGUGCCUCAAUUUUCAGCUUACCAGACCUGCAAUUCAUGUUUGAAACCCAUAAAAAUUAAAUGGAACUUGCUACAUUGUACAAAUAGGAAAACACCAAGAUCACUUGAAUCUGAAUGCUACUAUAGUAACUGAUACUUUACCUACAUUUAGAUAUGUGUACGCAUGAACUAUGGAGUAAUUUGGCCCAAAAAAUGUGCCUUGCAACUUGACGCACAGCAAUUCAGUCUCAUUUGAAAAUUUGGAAAUCAGAUGACAACACAGAUCAGCAGCUAUUUAAAGGCUUUGUACCCCAGUCACUCUUUGAUUAUAUGAGACUUCUGUCAUCAUACUUGCCUUUGUUUAAUAAGUGCACCUUUGAUGUGUACAGCUCAAGUAACAAGCUGUAAGUUUUUACCAUUUUACUCAGUGCUCAAGAGAAAGGAAGUAUGACCUUCUUCCUGACAGACUGCAGCUAUUAGUGUGCUGUAAUCUCACUGCUAAUACUGCAGGACAUCCUUGAAACUAAAAGCAGCCAAAGCAUUGAAGUCAUUGGUGCUCUUGGAGCUAAAGCCAAAACCUAUACUCUCAAUUUGAACUUUGCUGGUAGUACAUCUCUGUUAGUAAUCAUGAGCCACAAAACACACUGAAGUGGUUGUUAAAAUUCCUUACUUUUUUCUUAAUGUAUCACUUUUUCCCUGCUCAAACAGGAUUUUUUUUUUUUUUUUGAGGAAGCUACAUUUCUUGGAAACUUCCUCUACCAGUGUUUAAACAGAAAUCAAAUUACAGGACAAUAAGCCCCUUUUUCAGUGAUAACCAGAAAUUUUAUGGCACUCUUAAAGUUUUUUUUUUUAAUUAAUUCUAAAUCUAAUAUAGGCUAGUCAGCUUUCUAAUCUGACACUAACAAAAAUGUAUUUCAAAACACUAAAUGCUGUUUUGUGAGACUAAAACAAAUGUUUUAUUUCUCCUUCAGCAAAAUAACCAUGUAUUUAAGACCACCUGAAACCUUUUGUGCUGUGACCUCUGGUACUGCUGUUCUGCAGAGCACUUGCUAAAAGCCCUUGAAAGGCCUGCCUGUGUCAGUAUCAUUUCAUCUUCCCUUGUCUGCCAGCUUGCGUGGAAGGUUGGGUGUACAUGUAUUUACAUGUGUCUUAUGCUUUUGUUAUGCAAAAAAUUAAGUGCAAGAGUAAAUUCGUAAGAUUACCUCUUGAAGUUUGGAAUAUUUAAAACUGAUAAAGAAUGCAGAGUCUUUCAUAACAUUUCAGUAUUCCACAGUUCCUUUCUUCUGACAGUAUUUUUCUGUAUCUGGGCACUGUUUUUAAUUAAAAGGCUACAUUGCAGCUUUCUAUAAUUACCCCUUUCUUCAGACCAGUCAUCUUCCUUUUCAUCCCACUGCACCUCAGCACCUUUAAACUCCCUCUUAGAGGGCUAAGGUGUAAUGAAGACUGCUGUCAUGAGGCAGCAGAGAGACUUUCAUUUUUCAGAGGUUGAAGGGGCAUUCCUUUUUUGGAACACAUUCCUCUUGGAAAAAAUAGCAGUUACUUUACUGGGGGAUGAGUUAUCUUCUCUAUGCAAACUUCACAGUGACUGUAGAAACUAGAAGUAAAAGGGGAAGUCUCUGUUGAGCAGUGUGCAUGCUUAUUAGAGCAUUCAAUCCAUCUUCUCAUUUCUGAAGUAUUAUAGGCUACUACCUGGCUACAUAGUUGUCCUGGUCUAGGGCAAAUUUGGGAGGAAACUUCCAAAGGGGUUCUUUUAAAAAGCAAAUUCAAGCAGCCCCUCCCCCUACUGAUUUGGGAAAAGAUUUCAUUGGAGAAAAGUGGAAAAAAAAAACCCUGUUUAUUUAACAGGCAAAGUAUUCACAAGCAUGAAAAAUGAAUAAUAUUAAACACUAAAACCUCUCAGUGUUCUGAAGAGAUGGGAAAUUCAGAAAGUCCUUGUCAUGGGGUGUACCUUGGCUUGCUCAGUCUCUUAUCAGCCUCUCCUAUGCUGCACAGUGCCACCUCCUGGUUCCCAAUAGGCCACAGGUGUGAGCUCCCAGUGUUUUUCUGGGUUUUCAGAAAAAACAGGGCUGAACAGCUCCAAGAAAAGGAAAAGCCACAGUCUGGGGAGCUUUUCUGUCUCAGCCAGCUAAAAGUUAACUAAAAGCAAAGGAGAGCUUCCUCUGCUGUCCGUGCUGCAGACAGCACAGUCUGUGGGAUGGAUGUGGGGAGCAAGGAAGUCCCUGAGAACAAACUCUGUGCUUCUUCUCCCCUUCAGCUCUCAGAAACAUCUUAAAGGUGCAGAACUUAAUACCCAGCAUAAACAGAACAGAUGACUGGGGAUACAAGCAUCAUAAAGUCACGCAGGACAGUAGUCUAAACAGUGCUGCAAAGGUCUGGAUGUUUUCAAAAACAUGUUGAUGAUUUUUUUGAGUAUGUUUUUGUGAUUCAGUAAUACUAACUUUUGAUAGCAUAUGUUAUUUGAGGGAGAAUGUCAGGUAGUCCUUAAGUUGUUACUAGCCUUUCUGUAAAGGGAAAGGAUUUUCUUCUCAGUUGCUGUUAAUCAUGGACCACUCAAACUUAACUGCUGCUUAAGAUAUUCUGAUUCUUAAAAUCUGUGCUGACAAGAGUUCUGGCCUGUCAUUUCUGGCAUCUUUGAUUGUUGUUUAUGGGCCAGUGGUAAUAAACUCAAAGAAUUGAGUGAGUCCUUGAGAAAGUUCUGGCUGGCUGGCAGUGACAUGCUCUCUUUUGAGGUAGAGCAUUUAUCUAGGGCUAAAAUACUAAAGACUAAGCAGGAGCUCCUAAUGGGUGAACAGCUUGUAGAAGCCACAAUACAUAAAAAUUACAGGUAUACAGCUAGUUCAUAAACCUAUGUGCCAAAUACAUUGUGCAGUGUUCAGGGUUUGACAAGAUUUUGUACUUUGGACUGUAAAAAUCUAAGUGUAUCAAACAGUUGCAUAAAGGUUUUUAAGAGUAUCUGCAGUAUAAUUAUAGCAAUCCACUGAAAUUUUCUGAGCUUGGCCCUAAUAUAGUAACUGAAGAAAAAGUUCUCUCCCUCCUCCACCUCCCCAACCCCCUUCACCAAUGGCUAUUGGUGCACAUAACAAAAUAAAGGCAUUAUUAUAGUCACAUUUCAGUAUAGACACUUUCAUGUCCAUCUUGAUUUCCUGGACUGGAAUUUUUCAGGUAUAGGUGGAAGACUAGUUGUAAGGACUGUUAAUUUGGUGGUGGGGAAGGGAGGCUAGUAGAAAUAUAUUAUCAUAUUUGAAAAACUUCUUAAAUGCAGGGUGGCUAAUGCUCCUCUGUUUACAAGAGAAGUGAAUAUAUUACUUUUGUAAUUCUAUUGUGGUGGUUCUGUUAGACCAGGAGAUGAUUGGUAUUGUUUUCUGGAGUGUGUUGGCUCACUUUAAGGGCAGAUAGUCUAGGAAUAUCCUCUCCUGCUGCAGUGAAAAUCUUGGGAUUGCUUCACACAUGCUUUUAUAGAAAAUUAAGCUGUCUGUUACACCUUAUCGUGGCAGUACAAGCACAGCAGAGGAAAAAAAUUUUUAAACUUUGUCCUGGAGAGUUUAUGACAAGUAUGUGUUUGAAUGGUACAGAAGGGUACCAAAAGCUGGAAAAACCUUAGCCCUGGGAGGAUGAGGAAGUUUGCAUGCUAGGGCUGAGUCUCAUUCUUGGGCUCUGGAGAAGUUCUGUAACCUGGGUGGGAGCUUCAGCUUUGUAAAUCAUGAGCGUUGUCAGGUGGUUAAAACAUACAUCAGUAUGCCUGGUAUGUGGGGUCACCACUGCUGAUAAAGUAAUAGUUUAAUUAGAGACAGGUCUCAGAUACACUGAUGUGGAUCUUGGGUAAUGCUGCAAUGGAAUUGACUUCUCAGUGGGAUCUGAAACUCCAAAGACUUCAGAUUGUCAGUAGUCUGCCCCACUCCAGGACAUUUUGCAUUGUAAUUUAUCUGCAUUAAAUGGGACUAAAUACUCUAGUUUAUUUUCCCCAUUAGACAGUGGUUGUAGUUGAGAUUAACUGUUACUUGAGUGCAUUCCUUUACCUGGGUUAAAAAGUCCUUUUGACUGAGACUGUAAGAGUUCCUUAAUCCCCAUAACCUCUUGUCUGUCUGCAAGGAUGGAUACAUAUAGCCAUUUUAAAUUCCAGGAGUUGCUUGUAAUACUGUAAAGGAGAAGUUUAUAUAAAAAUGUUGAGUCUUCUGUCAUGAAACAGCUGUUAGGGAACUGCAGCCAACCCGAAUCUUCAGCUUUGCUUUUGAUCCAGAAAACUGCAGUAAAGUGGAGGUAUAAGUGCAAAAAUCUGGAGGAGGUUGAAAUUAAGUAUCUUGUAUUGGAUUCAUGAAUUUCCAUUUCUCUUCCUUUAAAGUGAAAGCAUCAGUAAAACAAACAAACAAAAAACCCUAAAAAACAUGUGAAUUUGCUUUCACUGUUGUUUCCUUUGUAGGACUUGUGCAAUCUGAGCCAUUUUUGAAAAUAAAAGCAGUGCUGACUUAAUGCGCAAGGAUGCAUUUCUAAGGCCACAGAUAUGAUAAAACAAACCUAAAAAUAACAAUGAAGGGCCAGAUUUCAACAAUUGUCUGCUUCCCUCCCUCUUAACUGUAGUGCAGACAGAGGAUGGGCAGCAAGUACCUCCCAGAAUGCAGCCUUAGCCAGUACUUGUAUUUAUGUGCAAAGACAACCUGAAGGGGAUAUAUGCAAUAAUGUCAUUGCUGCUCUGCAGAAGCACACUUCUGUAACAAUAGAUGAAAAACACUUAUGGCACAACUGUUGACUGAUGGCUGGAAAGCUCCACAUCCACAUCCUCCUGCUCAGACUGAAAUGUCAGCUGUUCUUCUCUGGGGAUCACGGGCGUGGCAGAUGGGCAUUCUCUGCAGUGUGAAACUGUUAACACCUAUCACUUUUCAUCAUCAAAGCACAUUUGUUAAUGGAUCCAGUCAACUUGCCGUGUUUUUUUUAAUACACCAGUUUUGUUUACAGUGUCACAUCUAGCCUGACACUUUGAUACAGCCAGGGAUUGUCUAGUAACCAAUUGCUUUUAUUUGGGGAUAAGAAGUUACUGGUCACCCAGUUUGCUGUGCCAAUAUAUGCAUCUAGGUGAGCGGAGGUGUGGGACACAGGAACAGAUGUACCAACAAGGAAAGUGCCUUGAUGCUGGAUUGGAUGGCUAGUGAAUGUAAACAUUAAGUUAAAUUUUGCUAUGUUCUUAAAGUAAGUAUGGCCAAUUAAGCUAGUGGUAAUUUGAAUGCCAGCUUUAAAGGGCUUGCAUACUCUGGCCAGAGGUUAAACUUGUAAAUUGCUGCAUAAGCUGUCUCUGUAUGGAAAUGUGUUUUAAUACCUGUUCACUGUCUUUAUUCUUUUGCAAGCUGCAUGUGUAUUGUCAUAUAAAAUCUGCUUUCUACAAUUUA
Molecule: messenger RNA, 8730 nt
Organism: Serinus canaria (Common canary)
Lineage: Eukaryota; Metazoa; Chordata; Aves; Passeriformes; Fringillidae
Gene: IL6ST
Product: interleukin 6 cytokine family signal transducer
Exons: 16
Coding region: 107-2863 (918 amino acids)
Biological process (GO): cytokine-mediated signaling pathway; positive regulation of tyrosine phosphorylation of STAT protein
Cellular component (GO): membrane; CRLF-CLCF1 complex; external side of plasma membrane
Molecular function (GO): cytokine binding; cytokine receptor activity
Source: RefSeq, a predicted model, not a curated record